This is a messenger RNA of Misgurnus anguillicaudatus (oriental weatherfish), 864 nucleotides long. NCBI's taxonomy places the organism in Eukaryota, Metazoa, Chordata, Actinopteri, Cypriniformes, Cobitidae. The record is from RefSeq and is a predicted model, not a curated record.
ACAUUUCUUCCAACAAAUAUUUUUUCGAACCCUAAAGACCAGCAUCAGAGAUUUAAAGCAGAAGUGUGGAGCAUUCACAGGAGUCAUCUGUAGUCAUCUAACAAGCAAGAUGUUGGUGGUGUUACAACUCUUAUUUCUGUUUUGUGUUGGCAGCUCAGUUUCAGAAGAUUUAAUGACACCAACUGUGAACAUUUUUGCUGAGCUGGAGAAGCUGAAGAAGAUGGAGGAAAAGAUUCAAACAUUACAAGAAAAAUUAGACAGCUUAUUACGUAAUAAUGAAGCCCAAAAGAUUGCCUUUUCAGCUGGACUUGUGGAAUCGGGACACACCGGGCCUUUUUUUGAUUGGAAAACACUGGUCUUCAAGAGAGUGUUUAGUAACAUUGGAAAUGCCUAUGACUCGAAUACUGGUAUUUUUACAGCACCAGUAAAAGGAGUCUAUAACUUCCGAUUUCAUGCUCAUUCAUGUUCUGCAUUCAACCUGGGAGCCAGUCUAUUUAAAAAUAAUGUAUCUCAAUGCUCUGUGUUUACUCUGCAACCUCAAACCAAUAGUAAUGCCAGCAAUGGAGUCGUUCUUACACUGGAACCUGGUGAUCAAAUUCAUAUCAAAGUCUGGAGAAAUGCUGAGGUUUGUGAUACUGAAAAUAGCUUCACAAGCUUCAGUGGUUUUCUCAUUUUCCCCUUAUGAAUAUAGAGCUUGUGUAGUGAAUUAUUCCUGUUUAAGUCAACCGUAUCAAGAUCGGCUCCUCUGACGACCAACAGUUUAUAUUAGUUGUCUUAAAAUUGCAUGUCUGGAUAAACCAUAAUGCUUCAUUUUGUGGUCUAUUAUCAGCAAAAUAAUUAAUCAAUGCAAAAUAUGAAGAAGAA